AAAAAAGAUUCGACCUUUGAAAUUCCCAAAACCAGAAGCAAAACCCCCAAAAGAACCCUACUUAUAGUGAAAGAAAAGUAACAUAAUAAUAUAUAUACACGAGAACCAAGAGCCACUUGAAUAUAAAGUUCACAGUUUUUGUCUGCUCACCAAAUCAAACCAAUUUCUCCUGAUAGCCAAAGUUUUUGUCCCCAACAAGAAACUCAUGCAACAUUCUUCACCCACUAGCUAACUAACGACUUCCAUUCUUAUUAAUCUCUCUCAAUUCUUCAUUUCUGAGAUUCAUCGCUCUCUCUUCUCUUUGUCACAAUGAAUUUCAAUUCUUCUUACAAUCUCACUUUCAAUGACGUUUUCUUCUCUUCUUCUUCCUCCAGUGACCCUCUGGUUUCACGGAGGCUGUUUCUCUUGAGAGAUGUUCAGAUUCUUGAGCUCCUUAUUGCAAUUUUCGUCUUUGUCGCAAUACAUGCCUUGCGUCAGAAGAAAUACCAAGGUCUUCCCGUGUGGCCGUUUCUUGGGAUGCUUCCUUCUCUAGCUUUUGGCCUCAGAGGAAACAUAUACGAGUGGCUAUCCGAUGUUCUAUGUCUCCAGAACGGAACUUUCCAAUUCAGAGGUCCCUGGUUUAGCAGCCUCAACAGCACUAUCACUUGUGACCCAAGAAACGUUGAGCAUCUCCUUAAGAACCGGUUUUCUGUCUUCCCUAAAGGUUCUUACUUUCGAGACAAUCUCCGAGACCUCCUAGGAGAUGGAAUAUUCAACGCGGAUGAUGAAACUUGGCAGAGGCAGAGGAAAACAGCGAGCAUUGAGUUUCAUUCAGCCAAAUUCAGACAAUUAACCACUCAAUCUUUGUUUGAGCUCGUGCACAAGAGGCUCUUACCUGUUCUUGAGACAUCGGUUAAGAGCUCAUCUCCUAUCGAUCUACAAGACGUCUUGUUGAGGCUAACGUUUGAUAACGUAUGUAUGAUUGCUUUUGGAGUCGAUCCAGGAUGUCUCGGUCCAGAUCAACCAGUGAUUCCUUUUGCGAAAGCCUUUGAGGAUGCGACUGAAGCUGCGGUUGUGAGAUUCGUCAUGCCUACUUGCGUGUGGAAGUUCAUGAGGUAUCUUGAUAUAGGAACAGAGAAGAAGCUUAAGGAAUCAAUAAAGGGUGUGGAUGAUUUCGCUGAUGAAGUUAUCAGGACGAGGAAGAAAGAACUGUCUCUUGAGGGCGAAACUACAAAAAGAUCGGAUCUCUUAACUGUGUUUAUGGGUCUGAGAGAUGAGAAGGGAGAGAGUUUUUCAGACAAGUUUCUUCGUGAUAUCUGUGUGAACUUCAUACUUGCUGGGAGAGAUACUUCUUCUGUGGCUUUGAGCUGGUUUUUCUGGUUGCUAGAGAAGAACCCAGAGGUCGAAGAGAAGAUCAUGGUGGAGAUGUGUAAGAUUCUGAGGCAGAGAGAUGACCAUGGAAAUGCAGAGAAGAGUGAUUAUGAACCUGUGUUUGGACCAGAAGAGAUCAAGAAGAUGGAUUAUCUACAAGCUGCUUUGUCUGAAGCUCUUAGAUUGUAUCCUUCAGUUCCCGUGGAUCACAAAGAGGUUCAAGAAGACGACGUAUUUCCUGAUGGAACUAUGUUGAAGAAGGGAGACAAAGUUAUAUACGCGAUUUACGCAAUGGGUCGUAUGGAAGCUAUUUGGGGAAAAGACUGUCUUGAGUUUAGGCCAGAGAGGUGGCUAAGAGACGGACGGUUCAUGAGUGAGUCGGCCUACAAAUUCACAGCCUUUAACGGUGGUCCACGCCUUUGUCUUGGCAAAGAUUUUGCCUAUUAUCAGAUGAAAUCUACGGCGGCCGCAAUAGUUUAUCGGUACAAGGUGAAGGUGGUGAAUGGUCACAAGGUGGAGCCGAAGUUGGCACUCACAAUGUACAUGAAACAUGGUUUGAUGGUGAACUUGAUCAAUAGGAGUGUCUCCGAGAUAGAUCAAUACUAUGCCAAGUCUUUUGAUGAGGGUUAUAUUAAUUAGUGUUUUUAAUGUUUUGAAGAUUUGUUAAUUGAUUAAGUUAAUGGUCUAAGAAGAUUGUGUGCUUACUUUUAGUUGAUUUGAAUUUUUAAAGUAUGUUUUUUGUGUCCACUUUGUUAUUAGAUGAUGUGUACAGUCUAUGGGUUAUGUGUACGUGGAAAUGUGGAGGAAGUUGAAUGGGUUAUAUAUACUUAUAUGUGGACCGAUUAUGGGUUGUUGUUAGGAAAUUAGUUGGUGGGGCUUGUAAUUUGAUAAUAAAUUAAUUACUUGGAAUUUUAAUUUUAGUUUCUAUCAGUUUUGGUUAGCACUUUUGGAAUUCAAUUUGGAAACGAACUUUUUU
Messenger RNA from Arabidopsis thaliana (thale cress), 2326 nucleotides. It is a transcript of the gene CYP86B1, whose product is annotated as cytochrome P450, family 86, subfamily B, polypeptide 1. Gene Ontology annotation, molecular function: monooxygenase activity; oxidoreductase activity, acting on paired donors, with incorporation or reduction of molecular oxygen; heme binding. The transcript has 2 exons. NCBI's taxonomy places the organism in Eukaryota, Viridiplantae, Streptophyta, Magnoliopsida, Brassicales, Brassicaceae. The record is from RefSeq and is marked reviewed. Gene Ontology annotation, cellular component: endoplasmic reticulum membrane. The coding region runs from base 310 to 1989 and encodes 559 amino acids.